Messenger RNA from Oppia nitens, 2115 nucleotides. RefSeq lists its product as uncharacterized. NCBI's taxonomy places the organism in Eukaryota, Metazoa, Arthropoda, Arachnida, Sarcoptiformes, Oppiidae. Gene Ontology annotation, biological process: triglyceride biosynthetic process. The transcript is spliced from 7 exons. The record is from RefSeq and is a predicted model, not a curated record. The coding region runs from base 1 to 2115 and encodes 704 amino acids. Gene Ontology annotation, cellular component: plasma membrane. Gene Ontology annotation, molecular function: long-chain-alcohol O-fatty-acyltransferase activity; diacylglycerol O-acyltransferase activity.
AUGGAUAAAAAUGAUAUCAUAACUGAUAACAUCAUAGACAACAAUGAAGAGGAUGACAAUGAGAGAACUAAGAUCUCAUUUCCCAAUUCAAGUGAUGGCAACAACAAGAAUCAUAAGAAACCAUUGACUAAAUCCUCAGGUGGUAUCAAAUCAUGUCAGUUGGAUUAUUUGGUGCAUCCAUUGGACAGGAAUAUUGCCGGAAUUUUUAUACUCACCCUUUUCUUUACAUUAUUGGCAAUAAUAAGUGGUGUACCAAUAGUUUUAUGUCUAUUUGUUUUGGUGCCGUUGACUGUCCUCAUCAAGCGGUUCAGUGCUUGUGAUGUGGUGUCUGAUGAAAAAUAUCAAAAGAUAGCACCAAUUGAUUCAUUUUGGCUCAAUUCAGGACACAUCACACAUUGCCUUCUUUAUAUCGAUAAGGGCUUAUCCGUCGAUCAAUUACGGGAUGUCAUUUCAACACGACUUCUUAGUCGACCAGAGCUCAGCCGAUUCAAAUCAAAGCUGGUUUAUAGAGGCAUUUCUCGGACACCUUAUUGGAAAAUUAGCAACAAUUCAGACACAUUAGAGGAAAAUAUUGUUGAAGACGAGCCAAUUGUCGAUCGAAAGUGUUUACGACAACGACUGAUCCAAUUGAUGUCUCAAACUCUACCAUCAGAUAAGCCUUUGUGGCAAAUCCGCUAUGCAUUCGCCCAAUACUGCAAUCAAGUUGUGCUUAUCAUUCGCGUUCAUCAGUCUCUAUCGCAGUCAGGUUUAGUCACAAUACUCGUACAAUACCUGUCCGAUACACCGCCUCCACAAUCCAACAUAAAAGCACGUUUUGGUGGUUCCACGCUAUCAAUCAAUAUAUUCAGAGCAGUCAUCGUAGGUCCGCUCACUUUCUUCUUAUGGAUCAUUUGGGCGUUUACUCGAAGACAUAAUAAUUAUCUUAAAAAACAUAAAAACAAGUCAUUUAAGUCCGUUUAUUGGACAACCAUUGAUUUGCCACGAAUUAAUCGAGUCAAACAAGUGACCAGAAGUACAUUGAAUGAUUUGUUGAUAUCAACAAUAUCGGGAUCAAUACGAGCUUAUUUAACUACCGGAGCCAGAAUCUUGAACCCACCCGAUCUCAAUAUAUCGAUGCCAAUAGACAUUUGUCCAAAUAAUCACACGGAGUCCAGUCUUGUUGGUGUUAACUAUGUUUUAGUCACAUCUCCGAUACCAACAAAUACUGAAGGAGCUAUACCCCGACUGUGGGAAGUAAGACAUCUGAUGGAAGAGCUCAAGACAUCAGCUGAUACAGCCGUUAUGUAUGGUGCACACUAUUUAUUUAGUCGUUUACUUCCACUAUCAAUAUAUAGGUUUUUAGUAAAUAUAGUGAAUAGGAAUUCCUCAUUAUAUGUGAGUAAUAUUAGUGGUCCGGACACUAACCUAAGCAUCGGGUCCUACCGUCUCAACAAAGUUUUAUAUUUCAUGUCUGCGCCGUCUUAUUGUUCACUUGUAUUCAAUGUAUUUUCAUUCAAUGGUAAACUCUAUGUAUCGAUUAGCUCGACUUCACAACUCAUACCAAGUGCUAAACGAUUGGCUAAACUUUUCAAAGCACAGCUCAACCGACUGUCGGGUUUGUUAAGUCGUCGAAGAGUUCCGGGAGAGUCAAGACGUCGUCGAAAGAGUCACAUUCCAUACGAAUCACCGCUUUAUAUCAACAAUCCAUCGCCCGAUGGUGUCAUCGACUUAACCAACAAAUUACAUGAAGUACAAUACGAAUUGCAUAAAUUGUCUGAACAGUUCAGUUCAGGUGAACCAACUUUCAUCAAAAGAUAUGAAGAACUCAAAGAUGAAUUCACAGGUCUUUUGUUUGAAAUGAGAAGAAGAAAGUCGAUUGCAGACAAAGGCACUAAUAUUCUCAUUAAUAUUGAGGACGAAGACGAUGACGACAACGACGGCGAACUACGCCCACCACCGCCCCGACGGUUCUCAGUUGUCAGUUAUGGUCGCAGAGCGAGUGCUAGCUUUGUCUCAUCGCUGCCAACUUCAUCAUCUCGAGUGACGCCACCAAUUCUGUCCCGUCGAGCGAUGGCCACUUCACCGGAACCGCCGAGUAGUCCUGAGGUUGCGUUCAAAAGUGAAACUGAAUGUUAA